AUGGGUUCGGGCGAUACUAGAGGAGAAAGCUCUCUGGUAGCUAAACCAAUCGAAAUUAUACUUAAUAAGCUACCACAUGCCAUACUAGCGCAACAACAAUUUCAAAAAUAUAUAACGAGCCCCAUCUACAGAUAUCUUUCCAAACUUCUACUGUUCAGAGAGGUGGCUUGGCCCGAAAGUACAAAAGAUACCCAGAAAGGACAAGUAGGGAUAUUUUCCUUUCAAAACAAUUAUGCAGACUCUGCAACAACUUUCAGAAUACUUGCUCAUUUAGAUGAGCAGCGAUACCCGCUACCCAACGGUGCCGCUGAAAAGAAUUUACCUUCUUUAUUUGAAGGAUUCAAAGCUACCGUUUCCAUCAUUCAACAGAGACUGUUGUUAGACAAUGUAGACGGGGCCACGAAUAGUGAUAAGGAAAAAUACGUUCAAUUGCCGGAUAUUAAUACUGGUUUUGUGAAUAAAACGUACUCUAGAAUUGACCUAACACAUUUACUUGAGGAUGUAGAAACUAACGUGGAAAAUCUGUCAAUCAAUAAAACGUUAGAGAUGGAUGAGUUGACCAGAUUAGAUUCCAUGAUCAACGAACUAGAAUCCAGGAAAUUAAAAAUCCUGGAAAGGGUUAAGCACAUUGAUAGUAAGUCUACCAAUCUUGAGAAUGAUGUAACACUGAUAAAGGAUAGAAUAAAUUUUAUCGAGGAAUACAAUUUGGAAGCUGAUCGUGAACAGAGCUUACGGAAGCAAAUGGAAGAAGAAAGAUCAUCUGAAGCGUCGUCCUUCACGCAAAAUGAAGAAGCCAUAUCGUCGUUAUGUGAUGUUGAAAGUAAGGAUACGAGAUUAAAAGAUUUUUACAAGAUGCCCCAUGAAAAAAGCCACGAUAAAAACAGGCAAAUUAUCUCAGAAACAUAUAGCCGAAAUACCACGGCUUUCAGAAUGACAAUACCCCAUGGCGAACAUGGAAACAGCAUAACCGCAUUAGACUUUGAUACACCAUGGGGAACCUUGUGCUCAUCAAGCUACCAAGAUCGUAUAGUAAAAGUGUGGGAUUUGAACCAUGGGAUACAAGUUGGAGAGCUGCCUGGUCACCUUGCUACUGUUAAUUGCAUGCAAAUAGAUAAGAAAAAUUACAAUAUGUUGAUUACUGGAAGUAAGGAUGCCACUCUGAAGUUAUGGGACUUAAAUCUGAGUAGAGAAAUAUAUUUGGACCAUAGUCCAUUGAAGGAGAAGACAGAAGAAAUUGUUACACCAUGUAUCCAUAAUUUUGAGUUACAUAAAGACGAAAUCACAGCCCUGUCUUUUGAUUCUGAAGCUUUGGUUAGCGGAUCUAGGGACAAAAAAAUAUUCCACUGGGAUUUAACGACGGGCAAAUGUAUUCAGCAACUUGACCUUAUCUUCACACCUACACAUAGCGACAUUAAAAUGCCUGCACGUUCAUUAAACAAUGGUGCAUGUUUACUUGGCACAGAAGCACCAAUGAUAGGAGCCCUCCAAUGUUACAACUCUGCAUUAGCAACAGGAACAAAAGAUGGCAUUGUGCGACUAUGGGAUCUAAGAGUUGGCAAACCGGUGAGAUUACUAGAAGGCCAUACCGAUGGAAUUACAAGUUUGAAGUUUGAUUCCGAAAAAUUGGUAACAGGCUCGAUGGACAAUAGCGUAAGGAUUUGGGAUUUGAGGACAAGCUCAAUUCUUGACGUGAUUGCUUACGAUUUACCAGUAUCGUCCUUAGAUUUCGAUGGUAAAUUAAUCACUGUUGGCGCAAACGAGGGAGGGGUUAAUGUCUUUAACAUGGAGCGCGAUGAGCAUUGGAUGACUCCUGAACCACCGCAUUCACUAGAUGGGGAUGAGCUGAGCAGAAGAAUUGCUAUUGUCAAGUAUAAAGACGGAUUUCUGAUCAAUGGGCACAACGAUGGAGACAUCAAUGUAUGGACACUUUAG
Molecule: messenger RNA, 1932 nt
Organism: Saccharomyces cerevisiae S288C
Lineage: Eukaryota; Fungi; Ascomycota; Saccharomycetes; Saccharomycetales; Saccharomycetaceae
Gene: CAF4
Product: Caf4p
Exons: 1
Coding region: 1-1932 (643 amino acids)
Biological process (GO): mitochondrial fission
Cellular component (GO): mitochondrial outer membrane; mitochondrion
Source: RefSeq, marked reviewed